UUACAGCCAUGUGGCAUGUGGCAAGUAAUGUGAGCUGGUACCACUAGUCUGACCUAUAUCUAAGGUGCAUUAUGCUCAGCAAAACAGUGACACAAUUUGUUUUUGUGAACAAGUUUUUAUGUGCGGACUUUAAAAAGGCCGUACGAGGACUGACCUAUGCUGACGCGACUGCUGGCACCACUGAGAACGAUCGCCGUGCGGCCCAUGGCUACGGCUUCCGAUGCCUGCCGCGUGGCGGCGCUGCAGGUCACCUGCACGGCCGACAAGGCUGCUAACCUGCAGCUGUGCUCGCGGCUGGUGGAGGAGGCAGCAGGUGGCGGCGCGCGUCUCGUCUUCCUUCCCGAGGCGUGCGACUUCAUCGGCGAGAGCCGCGAGCAGACGCUGGCGCUGGCUGAGCCGCGCGAUGGCACCACAGUCGUCGCGUACCAGGAUCUGGCGCGCCGGCUCGGCGUCUGGCUUUCGCUAGGCGGCGUGCACGAGCGGACGGCGGCCGGCCGCUGCCUCAACACACACCUGCUGGUUUCGGCGGACGGUGAGAUCGCCGCCAGCUACAGCAAGGCGCACCUCUUUGACGUGGACGUGGUCGGCACGGCGCCGCUGCGCGAGUCGCAGUACGUGGCCCCUGGCGGCGCGCUAGAGGCGCCGGCGCCGACGCCAGCCGGCCGGCUGGCGCUGCUCAUCUGCUACGACCUGCGCUUCGCCGAGCACAGCCAGCUGAUGCGGCGGCAGGGCGCCGAGCUGCUCUCGUACCCAUCCGUGUUCACGAAAGCCACGGGUCACGCGCACUGGGAGCCGCUGCUGCGCGCGCGCGCCAUCGAGACGCAGUGUCACGUGGUGGCGGCGGCGCAGGUGGGCCAGCACAACGUCCGACGGAGCUCGUACGGUCACGCGCUCAUCGUUGACCCGUGGGGCCGCGUGCUCGCGGACGCUGGAGAGAAGGCCAACUGUGUCGUGUACGGUGACAUCUCUGCGGCGGAGGUGGCACGCGUGCGCGCCGCCAUGCCGGUGGUUUCGCAUCGCCGCAACGAUCUGUAUCCGGACCUGGUGCCCGUCCCGCGGCUGCCGACGGAGGCAGCGUCGGCCAUCUUUAGCGCCACCACCGUCUUCCCCGGCAGCGAAGAGAAGUUUAGGUUCGGCCAGGUGACGAUAGAUGGCGACAUGGUGGUUUACCGCACUGAACUCUCUUACGCAUUCGUGAACAAAAAGUGCGUCGUGCCGGGUCACAUGCUCGUGUCACCACAGCGUGACGUGCCGCGUCUGGGUCAGCUGACGCCGGCCGAAGUGGCUGACCUGUUCCAGGUCAGCCAGCUGGUGCAGCGGCUGGUGGAGCACGUGCACGAGGCCAGCUCGGCCACCAUCUGCGUGCAGGAUGGUCCGGCCGCCGGCCAGACCAUCCAGCACGUGCACGUUCACGUGCUGCCGCGCAAGCCGGGCGAUUUCGCGUUUAAUGACGAAGUGUACGGAGCGUUGGCGGACCACGACAAGGGUCAGCCUCAGUGGCGAGACGCGCACGAGAUGAGGCGCGAGUGCCGCGUGCUGAGGGCCGAGCUCCUGCGGAUGGGGCGUGGCUGACGCGUUUAUGCCGGAGGUGGUACGGCACGCGUCGUGGCGCGGACUCCUGACUUUUCGUCCUUCCGGUCGUUACAGGAGUCGUUCGUUGCUUGUGUUAUGGUUGGCUACGUUUGUACGUUGUUGCUUCCAGGUAGAAACUCAUAGAUAUUUGAGGCUGACCGUAAGCAGAUGAAUGGUAGGCAAACGCAAGCGGGUGCUGUUAGUGCCGUUAUGUCCGAUUGGCUUUGUACAUCGCCCCGCACUGCUGCGGAGGAAACGAGUUACCAAUGUCAUGCAAGGAUUGGUUAACACAAGCAAACUGGGAACAGCUUGUUUCAUUGUUCUGCGAAUGGGGCUGGUUCUCUUCGAAUAUUGCAAUGGAUACAAUUCAUCAAUGACGGUCCGUGAACACACUGUUUUACGGGUGCUCAGCAAGCGUCGUUUUCUCGCUUUAGGGAUCUGACAUGAUAGACAAAUGGUAAAAAUUGUAGGCUCCACAAAUCUUCAGGGUUUGAUCUGCAGGUGCAAACGAGUGCGUAGAGUCUGUUCCCCACUCUACUUAGAGACCAGCCUCGAGCAAUCAGAUCUAGAAGGUUCACGGGUAAAAACGCAUAUGUAAAGGAACCUGCGGUGUUGUUCUAAAGUGGCCCAAUAAACGGCGCCGCUGA
This is a messenger RNA of Pollicipes pollicipes, 2219 nucleotides long. RefSeq names its product nitrilase and fragile histidine triad fusion protein NitFhit. The transcript is spliced from 2 exons. Gene Ontology annotation, biological process: nucleobase-containing compound metabolic process. Gene Ontology annotation, molecular function: hydrolase activity, acting on carbon-nitrogen (but not peptide) bonds, in linear amides; bis(5'-adenosyl)-triphosphatase activity. The record is from RefSeq and is a predicted model, not a curated record. NCBI's taxonomy places the organism in Eukaryota, Metazoa, Arthropoda, Thecostraca, Pollicipedomorpha, Pollicipedidae. The coding region runs from base 157 to 1572 and encodes 471 amino acids.